GAUCAUCUGUCAAAAUGCAUUUCUAUCUGAACGUUUUGUAACGUUGCACCUUUCUAAACAGAGCCCGGUUUCUUCACACGCCAUCUGAUUGGUGGCGCUUGUUACCAUGGUCCUGUGUAAAACAGAAGUUGUGAUUUAUUUACAGAGGCUCUUGCUUGCCUUUCCCACGUUUUCCUGCUAUCCUAAACAGCUCCAGACUGUUGUUGGAGACGGUAGCGUUACUAAAUGUCUUUCUUCGGGAUAACGAAUUUGGGCUAUCAAAACCCCAUCGGAGACAAUAUGUUAGUGAGUCUAAGAUUGUCUGCUUCUCCCGGUGAUGAGGUGGAUUCAAGGAGCUGGGCUAAACAGUCAGGACUGCCCUCUAUCCAAGACCAGAGGGGACCCCCAAAAUGCACUGAUACCGGCAGUAUCUACAACCAGCCUUCUCCCUUCAGCCCAGACAUACACCAAGGGAGCCAGGGGCGAUACAGAGAGAUGCUCAAACGGGUUCAGAUACCAAGAUCCCCGAAUCAGCUGUACUCAGUGCCCCUGACAGACAGCCAGCAGUGUGGAUGGUGGAUGUCUAAUGGAGGCCAAGGAAAGAUGCAUGAACCCUGGACCCAAGUCAGACGAUUCCCCCGCAAGAACAGUGAAAUGACCAAGUUUGUGAAAGAGAUGUCAAUGACGGACCGAGAGUUCAGCUUAUUCUGAUUUCCACUCCUGCAGUAACACACACAAUCCCAUCCAAAGACCUCUGGGACCUUUACACUGUAAAGGCUAUUGUGGUUUAAUAAACUGAGACAUUUUCAUCAUAGCAUGUUAUUUAUUUUUGUGAGCUACUGUAUCAGGUUGUCAAUUGACCUCUGCCUUUCAACUGGUAAAAUUGAGCUGUUACCUCUCUCUAGAGGAAUACAAUUGUAAUGCGCUUGAGGAAAUAAGACUAUUUUGUUUCAAUAAUUAGUUAUUGUCACUCAGUAAGGUCAUUCAUUCGACCUUGAGGAUAGUCAGUUACUAUCUCGGAUCAGAUACGAUAUUAUGACUGAAAAGUGUCUAGCCAAAUAUUUGAUACGGCAUGCUUGUAUAUUUAGUAAAGCUUGUAUUUUGCAUACUUUCAGUACAUUAACUAAAUCAAUAAAAUGAUAAAUGUU
Molecule: messenger RNA, 1127 nt
Organism: Salvelinus fontinalis (brook trout)
Lineage: Eukaryota; Metazoa; Chordata; Actinopteri; Salmoniformes; Salmonidae
Product: testis-expressed protein 49-like
Exons: 4
Coding region: 226-690 (154 amino acids)
Source: RefSeq, a predicted model, not a curated record